Molecule: messenger RNA, 966 nt
Organism: Anoplophora glabripennis (Asian longhorned beetle)
Lineage: Eukaryota; Metazoa; Arthropoda; Insecta; Coleoptera; Cerambycidae
Product: transmembrane protein 231-like
Exons: 5
Coding region: 1-912 (303 amino acids)
Biological process (GO): cilium assembly; regulation of protein localization
Cellular component (GO): ciliary membrane; ciliary transition zone
Source: RefSeq, a predicted model, not a curated record
AUGGUUAUCUUGACAGUUUAUACUAAUCACAUCAAAGUAAAAUACAAAAGUACGUUGCUCUCUAAGGCGACGUUUUUCGUGUUCGCGUUUGUAAUGCUUUCCAUAGUUUUGCCGUUUAUAUUUGCUUACAAAAGCGGAGGAUUCUGGCUGAAGAGGGACAUAUUUUACGAACAGCCUAAUAUAAACCUAAGAGGUGAUUACCUUGUGAUAGCUGCAACAACUAAUUCAAGCAGUCCAAUUAUUUGCAGCACCUUCGCUUAUUAUAAGGAAAAUCUCGACUUCCUGGAUGUUUGUUCAAUAAUUAGGCUACGGGAAAUCGACGUUAAUUUGGAUGGUAAAACAGACAAGAUAAGUUUUAAUGUACUCGUAAACACUUUCGACAAGAAAAUUACUUCAAUCAAUUUGUUUCUUCCAAUAAAUUACAAAUUAAGCACCGUUUGUCCUGUUCAAAUGCAAUCAGCUAUAAUAUACCAGCAUUACUUCCAUACCAGUGUAACUGAUAUUAAAAUUUUGGGCGACUUGUCCUUAUUCCAAUCCAUUCCAAUUCACUGUUAUAAAAAAGGAGUUUACGAUAUCUAUGAUUACUCUGUUAUUGAAGGAGCUGAUGAAGGCUACGAGUUGGAAAGCAUUAUUGGGAGAUACUGGGAAAGAAACGUUUCAACACAACUAUCAAACAUAUAUACAAAUGUUGUAAGUGGGCGAGGAGACAAGUUUAAUUUAAAGUUAACCGUUCGGUAUCCAGAACAUAAAAUCUACUACAAACCGGGCUUUUGGCAGAUAAUGAAAUGGGCGUGGAUGCAGUACUUCGCCAUAUACAUAAUAAUAGCAUGGUUUGUAAGUGGCAUAAAAAGAUACAUUUUUAAUAAUAGGUUAGUCUUGUUCUACAAAGAUGCUGCUUUAGAAAAAAAGUAAACGAAGUUCAACAAAAACAUAAUUCCACUUAGUUGUUCCAUCUUUGACCAAACU